AUGAGGAGAUCUGCAGCACCAAGUCGUCUUAAUGAAUCUCAAAAUUUGUCGUCAAUUAAUCGGAACCCGAUAAAAGCAGCCGACUACAAGUCAUUUUCACAUUGUCCUUCAAAUCCUAAGAUAGAUAAUCCGCCUACAAAUUCCAAUUUGUCACAUACUACGAAAUGCUUCAAGUUUUUUGAGGCUGUUUAUGCUAAAGCGUCGACUAAAAAGCAUAAAAAAUGGGAAGGUGAUGGUUUUGUAGAGGUCGACGGUCGAGUCGUAAAACUUAUUAAUGACAAGUUGAAAGUAAUAGCAUCUGCUUCCGGCCAUAAAUUAGUAUUUUUAAAUGAAAUCGAUAUUGGCUCCAUUGUUCAUGUUGGGCCUUAUGAAGCAGAGCUUGUUUCAUUAAUAGAGAAGCCACUGGUAGAUAAAUUUGUCUCAAAAUCACAGAAUAAUACUGAAGCGUUACACACACCGGCAGAAAUUUCGACAAGUAAAUCAAGUGCAAAACCCAAUUUUUCACCCAAGCCUUAUUUCAAAUCAAACUUCAAGGAGUCCUGUGAUUCUUCAAAUCAACUAAUUAUGCCCAAGCCUCCUGCUAACUGCAUUUGGUCUCAGAAUCCUGACAACCUGCCUAUUGUGGAUGUAGUCUUAGAGUCAAAGUUUGCUUCACGUCUACAGCCCCAUCAAUGUGAAGGUGUUAUUUUUUUGUAUAAAUGUUUGAUGGGAUUUCAACCAUAUGUUGCUUUAAAUGAAUCUGAUGCACAAACUACAUAUGGAUGUAUUUUAGCGGAUGAAAUGGGUCUUGGUAAGACUGUACAAGCUAUUGCCAUUAUUUGGUUAUUAAUUAAACAAGGACCGUAUGGAGGUAGACCAGUUAUUCGACGUUGUCUUAUUGUAACUCCAGGUACACUAGUUCAGAAUUGGCUAAAUGAAUUCUCCAAAUGGUUAGGUCGUGAACAGUUACCUGUGUAUUGUGUUGAUCAAAAUCAUACGGUUAAAAACUAUCUAACUAUGUCCAGCAGUUCGCCACAGGUGAUUCUUAUGUCUUAUGAAAUGUUUCUACAACAUACAAGUGAAAUUUAUACAAUUUCUGAUUUGGAUAUGGUUGUAUGUGAUGAAGGGCAUCGGUUGAAAAAUUCCAAUAUCAAUACAACUAUGGCACUUUGUCGAUUACGUGCCAAUCGACGUUUACUAUUAACUGGAACCCCAUUACAAAAUCAUCUAAAUGAAUUAUGGUCGUUGGCUAAUUUUUGUGUACCGGGACGUUUAACUUCAAGUUUAGAAGAGUUUCGUCGUCAAUUUGUUAUUCCAUUAUUGAAUAGUCGUAAAUUAGUACAAAAUGUUAAAAACACUGAUGUCGAUAACGAUUAUGAUUUGUGGAAUCUUACAGACUAUGAAAAGAGUAGUGAUGAUUUAGAAAGUCCAUCAGCGAAACUACUACGGCUACUAAACAGUUUCUUUUUAAGACGUACAUGUGAUGUCAUUGCACCAAAAUUAACUGAUAAAACUGAACAUAUUGUAUUUUGUCGUCCAAGUAAACUGCAAACUAGUUUGGAGGCUAUACUUACACAAUGGAUGAAAAAUGAAUUUAAUUUGAAUCGAAGUGAAUCUCUUAAAUUAUUCUCAAACGAUGAUGAUUAUGAUGAAAAUUUGGAUGAAUCUGUGGAAAAUGUAUCAUCACCUUUACGAUCAAAACACCAUAGUUCAAUUUUGUCAGUUAUUACAGCUUUCCGAAAACUUCAUAAUCAUCCGUAUUUAUUAAGAAAUUAUUUAAUCCAGUCGGAUUCUUUACAUAACCAAUCAGUUGAUCGUCUACCUACAAAAUUGACUACAGAUUUAUUGAAUUUGUUAAACGCUGAACAUUCACUAGUAGUUACACAAGAUUUUAUUCAAUUAUCUGGAAAAUUUCAUGUUCUUUAUAUCAUGUUACAAAGACUAUUUGACAAACAAACAUUGUCUUCGUCUACAUUACAUGAUAAUACAGUGAAUUUUCAGAAACGACCUCGAUUAUGUAGCAUUAAUAAUAAAAAUAAUCUACAUAUUAACGAUCGUCUUAUAUUAGUUUCUAAUUUCACUCAGACACUUAAUCUUUUGGAAAAUCUAUGUAAUUUAGUCACUGGACAACCAUCUCUUCGAUUAGAUGGUCAGACAACAAAUAAACAACGUGCUGAAAUUGUCCAAAGGAUCAAUGAUCCAAAAUCUCAUGAUCGUAUAUUAUUGCUUAGUUCACGUGCUGGUGGUGUGGGUUUAAAUCUAAUUGGUGCCAAUUAUUUAAUUUUAUUCGAUAUGGAUUGGAAUCCAGCCAAUGAUGCUCAAGCUAUGGCUCGUAUUUGGCGUCCGGGACAAUGUAGAUCGGUUAAUUUAUACCGGUUAGUCACAGCAGGCGGUAUGGAAGAACGAAUAUUUCAACGACAAGCAGCUAAAUUAGCUUUAACUAGUCAAACAUUAGUCAAUACUUCAUUGUAUAAUGAGAACCUGUUGAAAUUUAUUGAGGAACAGAAAAAGAAGCCUGAUAAAAAUCUUGGCAUUCUUACUCGUGAUGAAUUGAAAGAAUUAUUUUUACUUCCUACUACAUCAACAAAUUCAUGGACUCAUGAUCUGAUUCAGUGUAACUGUCAUCAAUCUGAAAAAAAGAAAACUUUCACUCCAAGUCCGUCUAUUUCAUCAUCAGCAUCGUCAUCAUCAUCAUUAUCAGACAAUGAAAACUCAACUGCUAUUGGUCAAAUUGCAGUGAAAACCUCUCCUGAUAAUGAUCAUGAAUUUGAUGAUAAGGAGAAUAGAAAAGAAGAAAUUGAAUCAAUUGAACACACUAUUCCUAUUGAUAGUGAUGAAAAUGACAAUGAUGAUGAUGCAUAUUGCAAUAUGAGAAUAUUUCAAUUAGGUCCGACCAAUCCAUUGAUUACUAACAGAUUGAAAUCAUCCAAUCAUUGUCAAUUCAAUAAUUUAAAACAACCGUCAACUUCUUCUAUGUUAUUGACAACUUCCAAAUUGCCAUCAUCUGAUUCACUUGGUUUUCUUUUGAAUUGGAAACAUUCUUUAUCAUCUGAACAAAUUGACCAAUUGAAUGAUCGACUUCUGCGAACACAUCAAUCGGAAUCGAUGAAAUCUUUAAUCAAUUGUGUAUUUACAUUAAAUUCAAAAACAUGUUAA
Schistosoma turkestanicum is the source of this 3135-nucleotide messenger RNA. NCBI's taxonomy places the organism in Eukaryota, Metazoa, Platyhelminthes, Trematoda, Strigeidida, Schistosomatidae. The record is from the annotation of a GenBank genome assembly.